Anopheles cruzii is the source of this 832-nucleotide messenger RNA. RefSeq lists its product as uncharacterized. The transcript is spliced from 3 exons. Lineage: Eukaryota; Metazoa; Arthropoda; Insecta; Diptera; Culicidae. The record is from RefSeq and is a predicted model, not a curated record. Bases 118 to 738 code for a protein of 206 amino acids. Gene Ontology annotation, molecular function: protein binding.
CGCGAAGAAGCUUCUGUAUCCCUCCUCUGUGUAACCUUUAUGUUUGUGUUUUAAUUUGUGUUCUUUUGUAAAUUUUACUUCCCGCUAUCACUCUUUCUCACUAUCUCUCUGUGUGUAAUGUCUGCUGCAAAAUCUAAAGCAUUCUCGAUGGCGGCGAUCAACUCGGUUGCCAUUGACACGGUGCGGCCGUCACCGAGAAUUAAAAAAAUCUCCCCCAAUGGCAUAACCAGCGAUGACGUGUCGUUCGAAGCGUACAAACAGCCGAAGCACAAGUCCAAGCGCCGCAGCUUCUCGCCGAUGGUGCACCAGAACCAGAUACCGUCACCGGACCUGUCGCCGAUCGAGUUACUGCAAACGUUUUGCAUCUCGCCACGCCAGAACACACCGAAGGCGGCAGUGCAUGCGGCCAAAUCCGGCGACGUGCCGCUCAAAACGUUCCUGUUGGCCAAACCACCAAAGACAAGACCACAUAAGAAACGAUCGCCGCAGAGCGACGACUCGGGCGCCGUAACGCCCGUGAUCAAGCACGAACUGGAGCACCGCAUAUGUGUGUCGAACAUCCUGCGGGACAUGGGACUAUCAAAGUACAUCCGUAUCUUCACCAACGAAGAGAUUAACUUCGAGGUGUUCCUUACGCUGUGCGAAAAGGAUCUCCACGACAUUGGCAUCCACUGCAAGGAGGACAUCGAGAAGAUCCUGGCCAAAAUUGCCGACUACAGCAUGAACGUGGACGGCUGAGGCCCCGGGGGGUUGAAUGGACUCAAUUUGUUUUAUCAUUAACAUCAUGUUAAGAAUCUCUCUGGCGCUUUGAAUAAUUUUAAUAAAGUGAUAC